UCAAAACAUAAUGGAGUCCCAUAAUUUAUGUUUGCCAACAUAAACUUUUUUUUUUUUUUUUUUUAUGUAAUCAAUUCUUGUGAGUUUAUAUUGUCACAAACUGCAAAGGGAUCCACUUUCCCAUUUGCUCUCCAUCUGCCAGAGAGCUUACCUUGCUGUUGAUGUAAUUUCACAUAGAUCCUUGCUUCGGCACUGCCAAAUGGGCAUGUAGCUAAUGCAGAAUAAUUUAUUACCUUUUGGGGAAUUAUGCAGAUACUCAGAUGCUGAAUGUACAAAAAUAAUUCUGCACCCAAAUGUUAAUGCUUGCUACCCCAAAAGGAUAUAAGGCUUUGACAAUGGUCAAUACCCUGAAAAUACAAGCUAGGUUCAGGGAACCGUAAAAUAAAUUUCCGAACGGUCCUUUGGCAGAUACUUAUAAAAAGCAAACCAAAAACAAAAAAUCUUUUGUGUUUAUCUAUUUAGCAUAUUGAUUUGCUUCAAAGAUUCCUUGCACCGUUCAUGCUUAGUAACAGGGCUAUAAACACCAUUUAUAGCCCUCAAAAUUGUCUUGUGUCAUCGUGAGUCUGCACUACCCUCCCAUUCUCAGCAACAGACAUUGUGCUUGGGAAAGAGGCUCCAGACUGACUUUGUGCUCUUGUUCUCAGCACAGCCUCCUGGUUUUUCCCAGUCUUUCUCCCCAUUGUAGGAACCUGGAGCAUUGCUAGCACAACUUGGCCAGAAAGAGGUUUCCAGAGCAACUUUUUAACUACUGCCUAUGGUUGUCAAAAACAUGUUUUACAAAGUAUUCCUGAAUUUGUGCUAUUAGAGCUUACACUUCCACAAAGCUUUGCUGCAAGGAAACUGCUAACUCUUUUGAUGAAACAAAGUACAGCGAGAUUUAAUGCAUUUGUUAGGGAUAAUUCAUUUAAGUUUAAACUUUCCAAAUGUUUUGGGGGUACGGGUAAUACAAGAGGAAUGUUACUGGGAGUACUAUUAAUUUGGUCCUUUUUACCUGUUUCUGUGAUGUUUGCAAGGAACUGUGGGGUGAAGUCAAUCCCUUUCUGGUCAAAUAAUUUGAUGGCAAAUUGAUGGCAGUCAAUUUCAUACCUUUUCAUACUUUUCUGCUUGUCACGCAGACAGCUCUUGUAGUAGAGCAUGGUGCUUUGCCAUUGAUGGUCACUGCACAGUCUAUAUGUUUUUCCUGAUAUUUUUGGUCAUUUGUUAUUGAAAAACAUCACCAGAAAAUCAUUAAAACAAUACCUGAAUAUAUCCCCUUGUAGAUAUUGGAAAAUGUAAAUGUAAAAGGACGUCCACUGAAGCUUAUUAACACCUGGGGAGGAACUGUUAGUUUCAAUGAACUUUAAAUCAAGCUCUAUUGUAAGUAGCUCAGUAAGAUUCUGUGCUCAUUUAAGUCAACUGUAAUGGCUGAUGCCUUCAAUGAGUUUCACCUGAUCAACUGGUGUUGCAGAUUACUUCAUUGUACGUGUUUUGCUGAAGACAAUUACUGAGGAUGAUUUCUUCUUCCUCAGUCUACAAGCAUUUCCUCAGGUUAGAGAGAAUAUUUUUGUAUUUUGUUUUGAAAAUGGUUUUGUUUACAGUGCUCUACGAAGUGCUACCUGUGUUACAGGUGUUGCUUACAGAGAUGAAGAGUUUUCACUCUAGGUCAAGAAAGAGCUAACGAGAAAAUUGGCAGAAGCUAGUUGGCAUGUGCAUAAGAUCUGUUGUUUAAACGAAAAGUCUUCUAAAGGAAAGGGAAAGCCUGAGAGUCAAGAAUAUGAAUCAGAUCAAAUGAUAUCUUUAAAGAGAAAAGAAUGCACUAUACCAGCCUUUAUGAUUCUCCAGCGCUUUGUCUAUGGUGCAUUCAGUAUCUGUUUCAAACACAAGUAGCCCAGCAGAAAAAUGUAACAUGCUAUAAUUUCUACAUGCCAAUAAAAGCGUGUGGUACAAGAAUCCAUUUCAUCAUGGAGAGAAACCGUGAAGUGAGGAGCCUGGCUCAUCCCUCAGAUAGCGUGGAACUGACCUACAGAACAGAUGUUAAGCAGUACACCUCAGGACACUUAAAUCAUAACAAGCUUUAUAAGCCUUCAAAGCAAACUAGUUUCGUCACAGAAAGAAAUCAAUUCCUGGUUGAACAUGAGAGAACAAGGAAGAUGAAAAAUUGUUCUGGCAACUUUUGUUCCAGCAUUCCUCUGCUUCCAGCACAGGCUGAAUCUUCCUUCCCCAACGACAGACAUCCACAGUCACCUGUGAUCAGCAUUGGUGCCUCAGUAGAUGCAAAUUCUAAUGCACCAGAAAUAUUAAAGUUGAAAGCACUGAAAAAGAAAGCAGAGGAGGGAACUGACAGAUUCCAUAUGCGUCUGAAAAGUGAGGAGUUAGAUAUGUCAGAGAUUAUGGUGCUGAAAAACAAACCAGUUAAGAACAGCCGACAGUGUGCUGUUGAGCUUGCCAAAGAAGAAUACCAGUUCAUACCUUCAUAUUUGGCUGGUGUAACUAAAACUGAUCAGUUUAACAAGUUCCUACAGUUCCAGAAGGAGUUCAUAGCAAAGCAUGAAUUGUUACAGAAUGACUUAACAGGAAAAAAAGUAUCAGAACAGCAUGAAAGGAAGCUGGCUAAGGAGCUUCAGAAAAUCUGUGGCUAUGAUCCCCUCAAUUUCAAGCGACUACAGGUUGUUGAGGAAGUUUUUGAAGAUAUAUGCAACAGUUCUCUGAUAUUUGGUGAUAUUCUCAAGGAAAUUAAGAGUGAGUAUGAGCUGUACAUAAUGAUGCUUCUGGACUCUCUGCCUAUGGCACAAUACAAGGCUCUAAAGGCUCAGGUCAAAGGGAUGGAAACAAUGUCCUCAAAGGCUUCAGAAAUACAGUCUGUCAGAAAAUACCUGAAGGCUCUCAUGAAAAAAGUCAGUACUGCCCUGGAAAGAAGCAAAGAAUUGAAGGAUGAAUUGAAGAUCGCGCUACAGACAAGCCAGACUUCAGAGGAUAAAACAGAAACCUGCAGACAACAGGAUACAAAGGGAGCACAAAAACCUCUUUCUGUUUCUGAACAGCAUGAAUCUAUGAGGUGUAAAAUUCUCAGUAAAUGGGAGGAAAUGAAAAUACUAGAGACCAAGAAGAAAGAAACAAUGGUUUAUGCUGGGAUAACAGAUAAUAUGGAAAACACCCUUAAAGAAAUAGAGGCUGAAACUAUGAAAAUCAAUGUAUCAAACAUGUUUCUCCAAGGCCAAAUAAAAGAAGUUGAAGGACAUAUCACAGGAAUUUUAGGUAAACUGAGAAUCACUCAGGAAAAUCAAAGGAAGAUAUGGGAACUGAUAGAGAAAGUCUUGUUACGUGAAGAUGAAGACAAGAGUUUCUGAGAAUCCAGAAGAAAAGUAAUGAAGUAAAGGAAGAUAAAUGCUUGCCCGUCCAAAAGGACUCUUAACAUCCUGAAGUUGUACAAGUGGAAACCCAGGCAUGAAAAAUGUACUGUUGGACCUUAGAAUACAAUAUUAAAACACAACUUCAAGACUGGAAACAUUAUUCCUUUUUUUUUUUUUUUUUUUUUUUUUGCAUAUGUUAUUAUUGAUUGCUAUACUGUCUGCAUAACAAGCUAUACGAUAUAUGUCCAUAUAUCCAUAUAUAUUGGUAUAUUUCCAUAUAAGAAAAUGGUAUAUUUCCAUAUACCAUUUUAAGAAAACGUCUAGUGCUAAUAAUUGUUUAAUUAGCUAGCUGUGUUUUUCUGUGAAGCUUUCACUAGACACUUCCCUCAUUCUGUCAUAAAUUCUCUAAAUAGAGGAACUACUUCUAGAGGAAUAUCAGGUAUUAAACUCCCAGGACAAAACUCACAGUGGAAAGUUAUUUAAGUAAACUGAAGUUGCAUCUUCUAAAUAAGACAUGAAAGCUAGUCUUGAACUAGGCCUUGAAUUAUGGUGCCAAGUACUGGAACAUGAGCAUUAGUUCUGUCAGCCUCUUCAGGAUUUGUAAAUUUUGCCUUUCAUUUUAUGAAAUUUGUCUAUGGCUGCAAAAAUUUUGUGAAAACACAAUUCAGGUUCAGAUCAGGUAGGCACUUGCCUGAUUUCACAGAAAGUCUGAGAGAACAAGUCAAAGAAAAGAAAUAGUCCCUUUCUAUUGGAAGGGAAGUUAUAAAUACCAGUAAUUCAACUUAUGCUAUGAGGAUUGUUCUGUUUAUCUUGAUGAAUGAAUGUGAAGAAAAGGCAGGUAGGAGAAAAAUUACACUUUUUUUUUUUUUUAAUUGAAUCCAUGCUAAAGAAACAUCUUUAGGUCCAUGCAGGAUAAAUGACAAUGGAUUAUUAUUAUUAAUUAAAAAAAAAAAUAGAAAGGGCUCAUGAGAAUAAUCACACAGCAUCAAGCAAGAGAAGUCCAGACAUACUAGUGACAAGACUCAUAGACACAGGGAUCUUGGUAUUUCUUCAAGCCUUUUAUUAUUUGAGAAAAUUUAAUGGCUAUUUCAAUUACUUUUUUUUUUUUUUUUUUUAAUAAGGUGGUUUCAUCAGAUUUCAUGAAUAGGUUGUCACUGUAGUAAGUGACUUUGCAAGGUGUCAGGUUGGAGAAGUUACUUCUUAGAGCUGACUUGUUAGGUGAUUUUUUGUUUGUUUGUUUUUUCCUUUCUUUAGUUGCAGAUCCAUAAAAACCUGUAGCUGCCAGAACUAAGAAAAUAAAAAAAAAUAUUCUGCUUCCUUCUGUCUCAAGCUGCUAAGACUAGAUACACACGAAGUCCGAUUCUGUAGUAGUCACAUUGUACUCUUAUGGGAUAUGCCGUUGAGGCAUUAAUGUCCCUGUCUUUAACACAUGGACAUCUCACAGAAGGAUUCCAGCUUGUCCUAGGAGUUGUAUUUCAAAAUACGCUAUUUCUUCUUGUGUUUAUUUUUGACAUGUAGAUCCUUUAUUCUGUCCCCUGAGGAAGAACACAAGAAAAGGAAUGAUUAGGAGAAUAUCCCGCCCAGCAUUUUCUCCCACCUUUUAGUGAACUACUUUUUGUUUGAAACUGCGUUCUUUUGCCAUCCAUGUUAGAGAGCAACUAAACAAGCCACGAUGAAAAAGGAAUAGAGAAAGAUAAUUAUACUAUCUUCACGGUUUGCCACUCAAGAUUUCAGUUGACUGUGGAAACCUGCCAUGGAAUGAUAUUGUCACCAAGAAGUGUGAGAAGGAUAGAAAUUUCUACAGGUAACAAGAGUAGUCAGAAUUAUAACAAUUCAUGUUUAAAACAGAAAGAAAGUUGGAAGUAAGCCAGAAUCUAAUCUAUCUAUCUAAUCUAUUGAGUAGAAAGGGGACUUCAUAUAGCAACAUAUGGUGCCUCUCACUGCUGGAGACAGAGUUCUGUGGAAAAUGCUUCCUGAAUUUGGGUCCAUGGUGCCAAUUCCCAUGUCCUUAUUUUAGAGAUGGAAAAUUGGGAGCAGCUGUGAUUUCCCAGGAAUAUACUUUAGGAUGGUAAAGUAAAAUACAGUAACCACAAAACCCCAGAUUCCAUAUUUUAUCUCUUUUUUCUCUCUCUCCCUGUGGUUUGGAGCCUUGCUGAUCAUUUCAAUAAAGUCACAGCAGGGGAAAGGAUAGAAAUGUGAUUUGAACUUUCUUUUGGUAAAAAUGUAUGCAUUAGUCUCUCAGUAUAAAACUGCCAUUAACCCAGAAAUGUUCUAUAUUAGCAUAUGAGUAAUUAUUGAUAUUUUGUGAACUAGAAUGUGCAUGUUGGAAUCACUAAUUAUUACAGCAAAUUUUUAAUAAUUCUUGUAACCCUCAAUUUCUCUUUAUUGCAUUUAUGAAAUAAAUAUAGGGGCUCCCA
Molecule: messenger RNA, 5746 nt
Organism: Anas platyrhynchos (mallard)
Lineage: Eukaryota; Metazoa; Chordata; Aves; Anseriformes; Anatidae
Source: RefSeq, a predicted model, not a curated record